UACGUAGACGUAGAACACAGACAUUGUUAAAAGAAAAGGUGAAUGUUCGGAGUCAAGUGCGGAGUGACAAAGGCAUAAUCGAAAAUGUACAACAAAAUAGAAACCGAUGGUGCGGUAAAAGGAUUAAAAAAGUAAUUAAGAAAAAUAAAAUAUUAACUUAAGUGGGCCCUCCGCAACCGUAUCAUUAACAAAACAAUGGAAGCUAAUAAAAGACAACUGGAGAUGAAGCUGAGCGAAGAAGGUUACACCUACGUCUUCGAGACCAAGGGCGAGAUGGGGGCGAAACCGCCGUCGAAAUUUCGAAGAAAAGUGUGGCAAAUCGUUCCUUCAGUAUGCGCGACGUUGAUGUGUUUGCCGUUUGGGAUUAUGUUGGGCUGGCCGUCGCCGAACUACCCUACGUUGACCAAACCAGUGGACGAAGGGGAGUCGACGACAGACCCCAUAGCGCUUAUCCGGAUCACCAUGGACCAAUCUGCAAUGGUUGCUGGAUUUCUGAUGGUGGGUAACACCGCUGCGACACCUUUUUCGUCCUUCAAACGUCUCGGGGCUAAAUAUGGUGUCCUCGUGGGGGCCACUUUGAUGACGAUUGGUUGGAUCAUGAUGUGGCAAUCAAGAGACAUCUUUUACUUACUAGGAAGCCGCUUUUUAGUCGGAGCGGGGAAUGGUUUUGGCACGGGUCAGUUGAAGUAUUACAUUGGUGAGGUCUGUCAAGACUCCCUAUCCGUGUUCUUAACCAAACAAAUCAAUCUGUACGUUUUUGCCGGGCUCAUUUUGGCAUUCGCUUUCGGGCCCUUUGUAGAUUUUAGACAAUUCAGUAUUAUUGCCUCGAUUAUUUCUGUGCUAGUGUUGUUCCUGACGAUUUUUCUUCCCGUACCGCCGCGAGAGUUAGUCAAGAGCGGCAAAAUUAAAGAAGCUCAUAAACUAAUAUCGUUUUUGAGUCCGCAUCUGAACCCGGAUGACGAGCUGAUCAAAAUCAAGAAGAAGGCUAAUACCGUAGACACAGAUUUAAGUUAUUGUGACGUAUUAAAAAAGUCUAGUCUGCGUAAAAAUUUGCUCAUUUUUGCUGUUGCAGUAUUCUUUCAACAGUUCUCAGGGGCUCCCGCUACCUUAGUUUACACUCAAAUGAUUUUUGCGAGUUGUGGGUGUCCCCGUCCUGAACUAUGCGCUUUAGUCUACAUAUUUGCGUUUUUUCUGGCAAAUGUGUACGGGAUUUUCUGUGUUCCUAACCACAAUAAGAAACACGUGUUGUUGUUUUCUAGCGUGGGAGUGUCGUUGCUCAUCGUAGUCCAAAUAAUAGUACUUGUCGAGAACGCCAACGAAAAAUUUUGGAACUUUACUUCCUUAGUGGUUAUGCUACUUUUCAUUGUAGUUCACACUAUAGGUCUAGGGAGCGUUCCUUUUAGUCUAAUUCCGCAGUUAUUCCCCAAAGAAGCGAAAAAAGUGGUGGUGCAGUUCUUCGUCAUGUUCCACUCAAUGCUAGCCCUAACUAUAACCAAAAUUUUCCAAGUCAUGUUCGACCGGAUAGGUCUCUUCGCCCCGUUUUGCCUGUUCCUAGCGAUUAGCACCUUUUCAAUCGUUUUUGUGAUAAUUUUCGUGCCAAAUAACCACAAGUCUACCAAAAUACGUGAAGUCUUAACUUAAGUCUCAAAUCUUUAUUUGUCGGUUUGUUCUUACAUAAUUAUACAAACAAUAAAUAUUUAGUUUUUUAA
Molecule: messenger RNA, 1709 nt
Organism: Zophobas morio
Lineage: Eukaryota; Metazoa; Arthropoda; Insecta; Coleoptera; Tenebrionidae
Product: probable metabolite transport protein CsbC
Exons: 3
Coding region: 196-1641 (481 amino acids)
Biological process (GO): transmembrane transport
Cellular component (GO): membrane
Molecular function (GO): transmembrane transporter activity
Source: RefSeq, a predicted model, not a curated record